Molecule: messenger RNA, 6597 nt
Organism: Crotalus tigris (Tiger rattlesnake)
Lineage: Eukaryota; Metazoa; Chordata; Lepidosauria; Squamata; Viperidae
Gene: ABCC4
Product: ATP binding cassette subfamily C member 4
Exons: 31
Coding region: 253-4254 (1333 amino acids)
Biological process (GO): transmembrane transport
Cellular component (GO): plasma membrane
Molecular function (GO): ATP binding; ABC-type transporter activity; ATP hydrolysis activity
Source: RefSeq, a predicted model, not a curated record
GCGGACGCUUUUAAGCGCCCGCGGCGGGCUGCCAGCUGCCCGGCUCGGAGGCGCAGCUCCCUCUACAGGCAGCCGCGGCGGGUGAGCCGGGUGUCGGGUUGCCCGGAAGCGCCUCCAGCCUUUACCCGAGCUCGCCCGCUCGCCGGUCCGGCCGCCUUCUCUGCCCGAGGGGAAGUCUUGGCCUCCCGAGGCCGCCGCGCAGGCUCCUCGGCUUUCUCCCGGCGGGGUCGGCGAGCGGCUGGAGGGCUGCCGAUGGAGGCGCUUCCCUCCCGGGACGAGAAACCGAACCCUUCGUGGGAGGCCAACUUCUGCUCGCGGCUCUUCUUCUGCUGGCUAAACCCUUUAUUUGUGAUUGGUCAUAAACGGAAACUAGAAGAAGAUGAUAUGUACAAAGUACUCACUGAAGAUUCCUCUAAGGUGCUUGGGGAAAGGCUGCAAUGGUACUGGGAUAAAGAAGUGCAAAAGGCUGAAAAAGAAGCAAGAACCCCACAUUUAACUAAAGCAAUUAUACUUUGUUAUUGGAAAUCUUAUUUAGUGCUGGGUUGUUUUACAUUGGUUGAGGAAACUCUGAUACUAAUUCAGCCAAUAUUUCUGGGGAUGAUUAUUGGGUAUUUUGAAAAGAUUGGUUCUUCACAUGCUGACAAAAAUGCUUUGGCUUACGCCUAUGGCUCUGCUGCAGCCUUAUCUGUGUGCACUUUGAUUCUGGCCAUCACUCAUCAUCUGUAUUUUUAUCAUGUACAACGUGCUGGCAUGAAGCUGAGGGUAGCCAUGUGCCAUAUGAUUUAUCACAAGGCACUUCGUCUGAAUAAUGCAGCCAUGUCAAAAACGACAACCGGUCAGAUUGUAAAUCUUUUGUCAAAUGAUGUGAAUAAAUUUGAUCAGGUGACUAUUUUCUUGCAUUUCUUAUGGGCUGGACCCCUUCAGGCAAUAGCUGUGACUGUUCUUUUGUGGCUUGAGAUUGGCCCGUCCUGCCUUGCAGGGAUGGCGGUGCUGAUUAUUCUUCUUCCCUUGCAAACCUGCAUGGGCAGGCUCUUCUCAGCUCUGAGGAGCAAGACUGCAGCUUUCACAGACGCAAGGAUCAGGACUAUGAAUGAGGUUAUAACUGGAAUGCGGAUAAUAAAGAUGUAUGCCUGGGAAAAGUCAUUUGCUGAACUUGUGAACAAUAUGAGAAGAAAGGAGAUUUCAGUGGUUCUUAAGACUUCUUACCUCCGGGGAAUGAACUUGGCAUCCUUCUACAUUGCCAGCAAAAUCACAGUAUUUAUGACAUUCAUGACCUACGUGUUGCUGGGCAAUCCUAUUUCAGCGAGUCGAGUGUUUGUCGCUGUCUCUCUGUAUGGUGCAGUGAGGCUGACAGUCACUCUCUUUUUCCCAGCAGCCAUUGAGAAAGUGUCUGAAGCAUUGGUCAGCGUUAGACGAAUCAAGAACUUUCUAAUCCUUGAUGAAGUUUCUCAGUUUAGACCACACCUCAAAAGUAACAGUGAAAAUCCUAUCCUUAAUAUACACGAUUUAACUUGCUCCUGGGACAAGACCAUGGAAAUGGCAACACUUCAAGACAUUUCAUUGACUGUCAGACCAGGAGAAUUGCUCACUGUGAUUGGCCCCGUGGGAGCGGGAAAGUCUUCACUCUUGAGUGCUGUGCUGGGUGAGCUGUCUGCAAUCAAAGGUUUUAUAGAUGUUCAAGGAAAAAUAGCUUACGUUUCUCAGCAACCCUGGGUAUUUUCUGGCACAGUAAGAAAUAACAUACUCUUUGGAAAAGCAUAUCGAAAAGAAAAAUAUGAGAAGGUUUUAAGAGCCUGUGCUCUUAAAAAAGAUAUUGACCAGCUGGAAGAUGGAGACCUAACAAUGGUUGGAGACAGAGGAACUACUUUGAGUGGUGGACAAAAAGCCAGGAUUAAUCUGGCUAGAGCUGUGUACCAGGAUGCCGACAUCUAUCUGUUGGAUGAUCCAUUAAGUGCAGUGGAUGCAGAAGUUAGCAGGCAUUUGUUUGAAAAGUGUAUUUGCCAGACUUUGCAUAAAAAAGUGUGCAUUUUAGUGACUCACCAGUUGCAAUAUUUACGAGCUGCAAGCCAGAUCUUAAUUUUAAAAGAGGGUAAGGAGGUAGGGAAAGGUACCUUCUUGGACUUUCUUAAAUCUGGAGUAGAUUUUGCUUUUCUUUUGAAAAAAGCUGAGGAGGAUGAUCAACCAUCAUCUCCAGGAACACCCAGCGACCAGCUGACGAGGAUUCGUACAUUUUCUCAGUCUUCCUUGUGGUCGCUGGACUCUUCAGUUCAGUCACAGAAAGAUGGAACUGCUGGAUCACCAGCUAUGGGGCCAGUCCUAACUGCACUGCCUGAAGAAAGUCGAUCAGAAGGAAAAAUUGGCUUUACUAUUUAUAAGAAGUACUUUUCUGCUGGUGCAAAUUAUUUUGUAAUUUUUAUACUUUGUGUUCUCAAUAUUUUGGCACAGGUUACUUAUGUGCUUCAGGAUUGGUGGCUUUCUUACUGGGCAAACCAUCAAGUAAUGCUAAAUAUCACUAAGAUGGAAUAUGGUGGGCAAAAUAUCACUGAAACUCUGGAUCUUCCCUGGUAUUUAGGAAUGUAUGCAGGUUUAACUGUGGCUACAAUACUUUUCAGUAUACUGAGGAGUCUACUUAUGUUUCAUAUUUUGGUUAACGCAGCUCGGACUUUACAUAACAAAAUGUUUCAGUCAGUUCUGAGAACUCCAGUGCUGUUUUUUGACAGAAACCCUAUUGGAAGAAUCCUAAACCGUUUCUCCAAAGAUAUUGGCCAUUUGGAUGACUUAUUGCCAUUAACAUUCUUGGACUUUGUACAGACUUUUCUUCAGGUGUGUGGAGUGGUCGGAGUGGCGAUUGCCGUGAUACCCUGGAUUCUCAUCCCAUUGGUUCCACUUCUUAUUCUGUUCAUAUUUCUUCGACGAUACUUUUUGGAUACAUCAAGAGAUAUCAAACGUUUGGAAUCUACCACUCGAAGCCCAGUUUUUUCUCAUUUGUCAUCAUCUCUUCAGGGACUUUGGACUAUUCGUGCUUUUCAAGCACAGCAGAGAUUCCAAGAAUUAUUUGAUGCACACCAAGACCUACACACAGAAGCCUGGUUCCUAUUUUUGACUACGUCUCGCUGGUUUGCGGUACGCUUGGAUGCCAUCUGUGCCAUCUUUGUGAUAGUGGUGGCCUUUGGCUCUUUGCUGCUUGCACAGACUCUUGAUGCUGGAAAGGUGGGCCUUGCUUUAUCCUACGCAAUCACUCUCACCGGAAUGUUCCAGUGGGCAGUUCGGCAAAGUGCAGAAAUUGAAAAUCUGAUGAUAUCAGUGGAACGAGUAACGGAAUACACAGAGUUGGAACAGGAAGCACCCUGGCAUACACACAAACAUCCACCAGCGCAGUGGCCAACUGAAGGAGUGAUAGUAUUUGAUGAUGUGAACUUUGCUUACAGUGCAGAUGGUCCUUUAGUGUUGAAACAUUUAUCUGCUUUAGUUAAAUCAAAAGAAAAAGUUGGAAUUGUGGGAAGAACAGGAGCUGGCAAAAGCUCUCUAAUAGCUGCUCUUUUCCGGUUGGCCGAGCCUCAAGGAAGAAUUUGGAUUGAUAAAUAUUUGACAUCAGAACUAGGACUUCAUGACUUGAGGAAGAAAAUCUCAAUCAUACCUCAGGAGCCAGCUUUAUUUACUGGGACUAUGAGGAAAAAUUUGGAUCCUUUCAAUGAGUAUAGUGAUGAAGACCUGUGGACUUCUUUAGAAGAGGUCCAACUGAAAGAAGCAAUAGAAGAACUACCUGACAAACUGGAAACACAAUUGGCAGAAUCUGGAUCUAAUUUUAGUGUUGGCCAGAGACAACUGGUGUGCCUGGCCAGGGCUAUUCUGAAGAAGAAUAAAAUACUGAUUAUCGAUGAAGCAACUGCAAAUGUUGACCCAAGAACAGAUGAGCUGAUUCAAAAGACAAUCCGUGAAAAGUUUGCCCAGUGUACUGUUUUGACAAUUGCACACAGACUGAACACCAUCAUCGACAGUGACAGGAUUAUGGUCUUAGAUUUGGGACGCCUGAAAGAAUAUGAUGAGCCAUACAUUUUGCUGCAAGAACAGGAGAGCCUGUUUUACAAGAUGGUUCAACAACUGGGUAAGGCUGAAGCUCUCUCCAUCCUAGAAACAGCCAAACAGGUUUAUUUUAAGAAGAAUUAUCCAGAAGUUACUCCAAGUGAUCAAGCAGUCACCAAUCCAUCAAUAUCUGAAUCUCAAGGACUAAUAAUUUUUGAGACUGCUCUAUGAUCUUAUGAAACCAUUGGGAGGGGGCAGGUGCUCUUUUCUUGUCCUUUAACAGAAUGUAACCCUAUCAAAAUACAGACAAAUCUUCCUGUUCAUUCAAACUGUUUUUGCACUGGAAUAUUAAUUGUCACACUGAAGAAAAAUAGAUUUUUUUAAAAAUAGUCCUUGCUCCUUAUAUUUACAUACAAUAUUGUUCAGAUUUUUUUAAUAAUUGUAUUUCUUAAAGUGCCUAAUUUUGUGGAUUUAGCAAAAAGAAGCUUGCCACACAAAAUUUGAAGCCUUGUUCUACGAAGGAUAAAUUUGCUCAAGAAUUCGCAACUUCCUCAUUUGUUCUAAUAAUGCUAGAGCAGAGAAACAUUCCACUGUAAGAUUCCUGAACAUGCUGCUGUUAAAUCAUUCAUGUGCUGUUUUGUACUUAUGUCCUUUAUAUAGUGUGGCUUUGUUAUGCAGAGGCAGAGAAAUGUAUGCAUAUAGUUAUGCAAUUAAUUUCUGCUUUUGCAUCAGUACAACCUUUCACCAGAAUCAGCUUCCUGAGUGAGAAUCCUUAAAGCCAAAUCUGCUGUAUUCCAGAAGCUCUCUUUAAAGGAGAAGCAGAAUAAAUUGUGGUGUUUUAACACCGAACACUACCACCCAAACUCAUAUAAUACUUGUCCUCUGUAUUUGAUCCCCUCUCUCUACCACGCAUUGAUAGCCAGUGAGCUGUAUUUCAUUUAGAGAUCAAACAUGGAACAGUUCUGUUCUAAAGAAAUAACACAAUCAGGUACAUAUUUUUAUUCACAACUGUGCUACCCUUGACACAUUGAAACCCCUGGUGCUGGACAUCUCUUUCUCAAGUGGUGGAAAUGUAGUUUUCUAGUUUUGCACAUUAAAAACAAGUAGGGAAAAAGCAAGAUCAUGGUACCUUAAGACAGGAUUCCCCAACGUCCGGUCCAUGGAUUGGCACCGGACUGUGGCAUGCCAGAAACUGGACUACACAAACAAGUGAAGCCCCAUCUGUGGGAUGCAGGCAGCAUGCGAAACCACAUCCUCUCUGGUGUGUGGAAAAUCCUCCCUCCAUGGAACCAGUCCCUGGUGCCCACAAUGUUGGGGGCAUCUGCCUUAAGACCAGUGGUGGGAUUCAGCUGGUUCGCACCACUUCAGCAGAACCGGUAGCUAUUUUUUUAUUGCCCAGGCCCAGAAUGGACUUCCAGAAGUGGCAUCCACACAGAGAACCAGUUGUUCACAUAUUUGAAUCUCACCACUGCUUAAGACAUGUGUAUACAGUAUGUAAAUCCUUAACUCUGUGUGCAAUUAUGCUUAAAUUAGUGCCUUCCAACUUGGCUAUUACAAGAAAAGAGUUAUUUCCUUCACGGCAAUGUUUUACAAAUAAUAUUUUACCUUUAACUGGGAAAUAAUCUCAGUACCACAAGCUAUUUUAUAUCUGGCAAUUUCAAUUUUCUAAAUUUUAAUAGUUGUAAUAUAGGCAGUAAAAUGCUAUCAGACGCAAAGCACUGGUGUCAACAGUAGUUCACUUCUACUGGUUGAACGAAUACUACUAGAGCAGUGGUUCUCAACCUUCCUAAUGCUGUGACCCUUUAAUACAGUUCCUCAUGUUGUGGUGACCCCCAACCCUAAGGGCUCUCCAAGCGCACCGACACCACCCACUCACCCGCCGGGCCCAGGGCUCAGCGCACCUCGCCUGUCCUCGUCUCACUUCCGAAGGUCGCUGGCCUGCCCGCCUCCAGCUGGCUGGGGAGGGGGGACAGGAAGGCUGCUCCGCUGGCUCUGCCCAGCCUGAUUGGAGAAGCGCCCAGGCGGGGAGAGGGAGAGAGAGCAAGAGAGAGAGCCAAGAUGGCAACAGCGCCAGCAGAGCUUAGUUCAUCCUCCUCCGCAGAAAGGGCCACUAAGCAGCGCAGCCUCCCUUAGGAGAUGCUCAACGGAAAUGAAUCCGAUGCUGCAACGGCCCCCAGCUCAAAGCCAUGCAGAGACGGAUAGAGGAGGGGUGUCUCGGUUCCUAAGACCAUCGGAAAUAUGUGUUUUCCGAUGGUUUUAGGCGACCCCUGUGAAAGGGUUGUUCGACACCCAAAGGGGUCGCGACCCACAGGUUGAGAACCGCUGUACUAGAGGAUAAAUCCCAGCAGAAGAAAAAUGUGAAGAAACAAAGAAAGUGUAGCAGUAUCUGAAUGUAAAUCUGGGCAAUGCUUCACAAGUAUUUCCUUUCAAUAGCAUUUCUCUUUGUAUAUUUUGCCAACUGAAAUAUGUUAAAAGUUCAAGUCCGAAUACACUGUCAUCAAUACACUGUAUACAUUUAUUGUGCCUUACUGAAUCUCAAGCCAAAUGUAUUGAAAAUACAUUAAUUCAAAGCCA